AUGGUGAGACUGAGACUCUUCCUCCACCUGGCUGACUUCCCCCAUACUCCUUCUAUGGCAUUAUUCCCCAAUACGAACGAAACAAGAACAGGACACUCACGUUGUUCAGCGCCUUCAAAGCCAUCUUGCAUAAUGCUACGGCUUUCUAUUCAAUCGCAUAAAGCGCUAGCAGCUGCUAUCGUAUCUUUUCCAAUCCUCCCACUUCUGACACCCUUCUUGAUGUUCCCACUGAUUCCAAUCCGUCGAUCUUUCCAAAGCUUCAGGUUUCUUCCUUUGAUCACUCCUCCAAUGCUCUCCUUCCGCGUAUGUGCUGGAACGCACCAGUCCCUCCCUCCUUCAAGUUCCUAUCUCAAAAGUCAGCAAAUCUCUAUCCCUGUAUGCUUCGGAGUCUACUGA
Messenger RNA from Pseudocercospora fijiensis CIRAD86, 396 nucleotides. RefSeq lists its product as uncharacterized. The coding region runs from base 1 to 396 and encodes 131 amino acids. The transcript has 4 exons. Lineage: Eukaryota; Fungi; Ascomycota; Dothideomycetes; Mycosphaerellales; Mycosphaerellaceae. The record is from RefSeq and is a predicted model, not a curated record.